AUGCGCUCUUCGCAACUUCUUAGCCUAGCCCUGCUGUGGGCAUCCGCGCUUGGGGCCAAGUGCUACUGGCCCGACGGGUCGCAAGCCAUUAACAGCUACAUUUGCAACACCACCGCAGUCGACAAUGGCGGCUACAGCGGGUGUUGCUUGAAGAACGAUAUCUGCUACUCCGAUGGGUCGUGUGCACAGGCUAUGACGAAUAUACCGUAUCGCUUGACCUGCACUGACAAGGACUGGCAGGAUGAUGCUUGUCCGAAAAUGUGUCUGUCUGCCGGCUCCAAAAACAACUCUGUACUUUGGAUACAGCGCUGUUUUCCCCGAUCUCGCAAAUCUUGCUGCCUUACCGAUUCCCCUUCCUGCUGCAACGAAGACCCACCCGCGGGCGACUUCUUCAAGUACGAACCCGGCCUCGUCACCGCCUUUCUGGACGACGACGGCAACGACCGCCUUUCUGCUUCGCAGUCUGCUGCAGCUACGGCCUCUUCGUCGUUAAAUGCUGCGGCAAAAUCCUCUGCAAGCAGUGAUAAUACGGGGAAAAAUGCAGCGAUUGCCCUGGGUGUUGUGUUGGGUGUGAUAUUGAUUGCUUCGGCUGCCAGUACUGCUUUUCUGUGGAAGAAGUAUAAGGCUGAGAGCCAUUUGAGGUCGGUUGCAGAGAGUAAAUUGCUCUUGCCGCAUGAAAAUCCUCGUGGUGGAGGUGGAUCGGGGAAGCCAUAUAUUGCGGCGGAAUUGCCGAAUGCGGACCGAGAGAUUAGGGAAAUGCCGAGUUAA
This is a messenger RNA of Aplosporella prunicola CBS 121167, 768 nucleotides long. RefSeq lists its product as uncharacterized. The transcript has 2 exons. The coding region runs from base 1 to 768 and encodes 255 amino acids. NCBI's taxonomy places the organism in Eukaryota, Fungi, Ascomycota, Dothideomycetes, Botryosphaeriales, Aplosporellaceae. The record is from RefSeq and is a predicted model, not a curated record.